AUGGACGAAGAGUCUGAAUUAGUAAAUAAGAUACUCAAGGAAAUUUAAAUCGAUUCUAAUAUGUGCAACGAACAAGUGCAACUUAUGAUUGAUAAUACUCCGGUAUAUUUUCCUCAUCAACCUUAUGAAGUCUUGAAGGUUUAUAUGGAAAGUGUAAUAAAUGCAUUAAAUAAGAAGUAGAAUGCAUUGUAAAUUAUAAAAAUCACUAUGGAAGAUUGGAAUCACCAACUGUAACAGGUAAAACCCUAUCCUUGCUCUGUGCCUCCCUAGCAUGGUUAAAGAAGAACAGAAAAGAUUAAUAGAAUUCUGAUUAGCCUAAGAAUAUUAAGAUUAUAUAUUCAUCAAGAACUUACACUCAAUUAAAAUAAACAAUCUACAAACCCAAUAUUUCAAUACUUGCCUCAAGAGAUCAAUAUUGCAUCAGAGAGGAAGGUUGCUGAAGGAAUAGACUUUUCUGAUGAAUUAUGCAGAGCUAUCUUCUUAGUAGGUGUUCCCUAUCCAGUUAUAAUAGAUAAUCGUUUUAUCGAAAAAAUGAACUACUUGGAUAGGGUCUUCAACGAUCUAGAAUUCAAUCAUUAAUAAAGAAUAAAAAGCUCUAAAUGGUACACUCAACAAGCUAUUCGUGCUACAAAUCAAGCUAUUGGAAGAGUUAUUCGGCAUAUCAAUGAUUAUGGAAUUGUUUAUUUAUGUGAUAAAAGAUUUGAAUACAAAGAAAUUAGACAAGGAUUAUCAAAAUGGGCAUAGCCAGCUAUCUAACCUUGGAUCAAUGAUGACGAUGUGAUUCAGCAAACCAAGUCAUUUUUCAACAGAUCAAUGUUGGAGUGA
Paramecium tetraurelia is the source of this 825-nucleotide messenger RNA. RefSeq lists its product as uncharacterized. Gene Ontology annotation, cellular component: nucleus. Lineage: Eukaryota; Ciliophora; Oligohymenophorea; Peniculida; Parameciidae. Gene Ontology annotation, biological process: regulation of double-strand break repair via homologous recombination; negative regulation of DNA recombination; negative regulation of t-circle formation. The transcript has 3 exons. Gene Ontology annotation, molecular function: hydrolase activity, acting on acid anhydrides, in phosphorus-containing anhydrides; ATP binding; DNA helicase activity. The record is from RefSeq and is a predicted model, not a curated record.